This is a messenger RNA of Prunus armeniaca (apricot), 1842 nucleotides long. Lineage: Eukaryota; Viridiplantae; Streptophyta; Magnoliopsida; Rosales; Rosaceae. The record is from the annotation of a GenBank genome assembly.
AUGAAGUUUAUGAAGUUGGGGUCCAAGCCUGAUGCGUUUCAAGCUGAUGGGAAGUCUAUCAGAUAUGUGUCAUCUGAAUUGGCAACAGAUGUCAUUAUAAAUGUCGGGGAAGUGAAGUUUUAUCUUCACAAGUUCCCUCUCUUGUCCAAGAGCAAUCGCCUGCAAAAACUAGUAUCUAAGGCCAAUGAAGAGAAUUCUGAAGAAGUUUACAUGGUUGAUUUUCCUGGUGGGCCAAAAUCUUUUGAAAUUUGUGCAAAAUUUUGCUAUGGAAUGACUGUUACUCUCAAUGCUUACAAUGUUGUGGCUGCUCGUUGCGCUGCUGAGUAUCUGGAGAUGACUGAGGAUGUUGAUCGCAGUAACCUAGUAUUCAAAAUUGAGGUUUUCCUUAACUCGAGUAUCUUCCGUAGCUGGAAAGAUUCCAUUAUUGUUCUCCAAACCACCAAACCUCUUCUGUCAUGGGCUGAGGAUCUGAAGAUUGUUGGAAGAUGCAUAGAUUCAGUUGCUUCUAAAACAUCUGUAGACCCUGCCAACAUCAGCUGGUCCUACACAUAUAACCGAAAAUUAGCAGAGACUGAUAAAAUUGUGGAAGAAGGGAUGAAUUAUCGAGUUCCCAGGGAUUGGUGGGUUGAAGAUAUAUGUGAGCUGGAUAUUGAUCUCUACAAGCGAGUUAUGAUUGCUGUGAAAUCAAAGGGAAGAAUGGAUGGUGCUGUUAUUGGGGAGGCCCUGAAAACUUACGCAGUUAGAUGGUUGCCAGAUUCUGUUGAUGCACUGGUUUCUGAUGAGCAUGCCUUGAGGAACAAAUCUCUGGUAGAAACAAUUAUUUGCUUAUUGCCUUCUGACAAAGGUAUGGGUUGUUCAUGCAGUUUCUUGCUGAAACUUUUGAAAGUUUCUAUUUUGGUUGGAGCUGACUACUCAUUGAGGGAGGAUUUGGUGACGAGGAUCAGUUUGAAGUUGCACGAAGCUCGUAUUGUUGAUUUAUUGAUCCCAGCUCGAUCUCCUCAAAUUACUAUAUAUGAUGUUGAAUUGGUUCAGUCUGUUGUGAAUCAGUUUCUGAUGCAUGAAAAAUGUAACUGGAAUUUGGAUGUGGUUGAGAAAAAUGAAAAGGGGAGUGGUAAGUUUAUCUUAGGGCAUGGAUCAUUGUUGAGUGUUGGUAGACUGAUUGAUGGGUAUCUUGCGGAAAUUGCACAUGACCCAAAUCUUAACCUCUGUAGUUUCAUAGACUUAUCACAAUCGAUUCCUGAGUCGGCAAGGCCAAUUCAUGAUGGAUUGUACAAAGCCAUUGACAUCUACCUGAAGGAGCACCCUAGUUUGACAAAGGCUGAAAGGAAAAGAAUAUGUGGAUUAAUGAAUGUCAAGAAACUGACAAUGGAAGCAUCGAUGGAUGCUGCACAGAAUGAGCUGCUUCCACUCCGAGUUGUUGUUCAAGUUCUCUUUUUUGAGCAGGUAAGAUCUGCAGCUGGCCUUCGAGCUGCUAACAACCAUCCCAAUGAUGCUUCGCUUUCCAGGACAAAUUUGGAUGAAAAAUGCGACAAGACGGCGUUUGCAGAAGAAGAGAACUGCAAACCUCUGGGGAAGCAUAUGAGCGAAAUUAAGGUAACUGAAGAGUUCCAGAAGAAUGGGAAAUUGGGCAAGAAGAACAGCAAAAACAGUAGAAGUGGUGUGCAAUUGUUGCCAUCUAGGUCAAGGAGAAUCUUUGAUAAAUUAUGGUCUGUGGGUAAGGGGCAGCAUGUAGAGAACAGGAGCUCUGAGACAUCUGGGAGUUCUCAGAGUCCAACUUCAAUUGUUCCUGGUGAUGCAAAGUCUGUUUCAUCUUCAAGACACAGGAGGCAUUCUAUCUCCUAG